Onychostoma macrolepis is the source of this 1371-nucleotide messenger RNA. Its product is annotated as ER membrane protein complex subunit 7-like. The transcript has 2 exons. The record is from RefSeq and is a predicted model, not a curated record. Bases 718 to 1029 code for a protein of 103 amino acids. NCBI's taxonomy places the organism in Eukaryota, Metazoa, Chordata, Actinopteri, Cypriniformes, Cyprinidae. Gene Ontology annotation, cellular component: EMC complex.
UACGGUAAGAAAUUUACUAAAUAUCUUCAUGGAACGUGAUCUUAAUAUCCUAAUGAUUUUUGGCAUAAAAGAAAAAUGUAUAAUUUUGAGCCAUACAAUGUAUUGUUGGCUAUUGCUACAAAUAUAGCUGUGCUGCUUAUGACUGCUUCUGUGCUGCAGGGUCACAGUGUUGGGAAUCAAAAAUCAAUUCCAAUUCCAUAAUCGGAUACUUAAGGUCAGGAAUCGGAUACUUGUUGUAAAAUUAAAAUUUCGAUUCCACCUAUCAAUUCCUGUGUGCGCACCUUUUUUUUUAGCUGGCGAAACGGGUUGUUAAACAUGUAUUUGUCUUUGAAUCAUUCACUCAAGAGAUUCAUUCAAAAACACUGAUUCGUCCAGUAAUGAAACAAGUGAGUCAUUGAAUCAUUCCAUUCAUCGAGUUUGUUUAGUUGUCUAAUGUUUUUCUUCAGAAUCGUGAGAGAUGUAGUUCUCUCCAUUAAAGAAAAAAAAAGUCUUAAUUUAUCUAGAAUCAUGCAGCUCUAUUCUGCACACAAACAGCUCUUAAUCAAGUCCAGUUUUUAUGUAGCAGAAUAAAUAUGUUUGAUAUCUAAAUGUUUGACUUCGAAACUGGAAAUCAAUAAGAAUCAGAAUUGGAAUUGAUCAAAUUCAAACGAUACCCAACUCUACUGUGAACCCUACUCUCGUCCUGUAACGCUUUACUCUUCACUCUCUCAGGUUCUCAUGAUGGUUCUUCCUCUCCUCGUAAUCCUUCUUCUUCCUAAAGUCUUCAACCCCAGUGAUCCCGAGAUGAGACGGGAGAUGGAGCAGUCCAUGAACAUGCUGAACUCCAAUCAGGAGCUUCCAGACGUCUCGGAGCUCAUGACCAAGUUCUUCUCAUCACCUAAAAGUGACGAGAAGGCAGGAGGCGGAGCCAGAGGCCCUCGGGUGGAGCUCCGGGUGCAAGGGGCGGAGCUUCGAGGCGGAAAAUUAAAGAUUAAUAUGCACUGUGCACCUCACGUCAUAUGCAGAGUAAAACAGAAGCUAAGAGCGUGAAAAUGCUUCUGUUUUUAUUUUAGGUGUAUCUGCUGUGUUUAGUAAAGCUGAAGACUUCAGUCGGUCAGAACACAAUGUUUCAUCUGUGUUUAUAUGUGAAUGUCAUUAUACUGCUGCUGAAUCUUGACUGUAUCUUUGAUUAUUCAAGCUGCUUCAGUUUCACAAUAUAACACAGUAACACUUUACAAUAAGGUUUCAUUAGUUAAUGUUAGUUCGUGCACUAACCAACAAGCAAUAUAUUUGUUACAGUGUUUAUUAAUCUUUGCAAAAUACAACUGUUCAUUGUUCAGGUUUAAUGCAGGUCUUAAAAAGUCUCAAUUCGUCCUUCCACAGAAUAAGGCC